GCACCACCUCAUCAGCUCAGCCAGCUCCCAUCCCGCCAGUCAGCACAGCUCCAGCUCUGCUCCUGCUCGGCAAGGCUCGACCCCAGCUCCAGCUCACAAUAAAAUGGUCCGAUAGUCAUCAGCCAUGACGAUCCCUUCCUUGCUGUUGACCCAACCCGGCUUCUGAUACUAACUCCAUUGCCCACGCCUUCUGGUCUUGCGCUUCCAUGCGCUUCUUCCUGUCUGACAUGAAUUGAGCGAGCUGCAUUACUGCCGUCGACAGAACAUCUCUUCGAUCCAUCCCUCCCUUCCUGGCCUGACCAGACACAAGAUCGCUCUUGUACAGACGGUCCUGACGGUUUUCCUCCCCAUUGCCAGCCAUGGAGAAGUUCUCCCAGUUCCGGGAUAGAGGCUCCGGCAUCUCCCCCUUCAUCCCGCACACCGCGCCCUCCAGCACCCCAGCCAAGCUCAUGCACCUGGCCCUCUUCGUCUUCCGCCUGCCCUUCCUCGUCUCCUAUGUGGCCUUCUACUUCCUGCUCGCCCAGCACGUCCCGCUCCUCCCGCAGGCCCUCAACAAGCUCCUCGUCUGGGCCCUCCUCGCCAUCCCCCAGAUCUGGUGGGGCGACCUCCAGCUCGACGGCGUCAAGCGCGGCUCCCUCUCCCAGCAGCCCCCCGGGCGCAUGCCCUCGGCGCCCCCGGCCUCCGUCAUCGCCGCCAGCUUCACCAGCCCCGUCGACGCCGUCUACCUCGCCGCCGUGUUCGACCCCAUCUUCACCGUCAGCUACCCGCGCAGCAGGAGGGUGUCCAGGGUCGGCCUGUGGGGCGCCAUCUGGCACGCCCUGAGCCCCGCCCAGCUGCGCGCCGGGCCCCCAUCCGGCACCGACGGCAGCCUGACCACCGUCGACGCCCUGCUCGCCGAGAACCCGGGCCGCGUCGUCGUCGUCUUCCCGGAGUGCGCCACCACAAACGGCCAGGGCAUCCUCCCCUUCAGCCCGAGCCUGCUGACCGUCCCCGCCGGCGUCAAGAUCUUCCCCGUCAGCAUCCGCUACGCCAGCCCCGCCAUCACCACCCCCGUCCCCGGCGCCUGGGCCAGCUUCCUGUGGCGGCUGCUCAGCCGCCCCACCCACGUCAUGCGCAUCCGCAUCGCCGAGGCCGUCUAUAACACCGCGGGCGCCGUCAACGGCGUCGGCGCCGCCGAGGCAUCGGGCGUGGACGUGCCGGCCAGGCCCUCCUCCGGCUCGGCCGCCGAGCCCGCCAAGAUCACCACCGAGGAGCGGCGCGUGCUGGACCGCGUCGCGGAGAACCUCGCGCGGCUGGGGCGGAACAAGAGGGUCGGCCUCACGAUCGAGGACAAGGCCAAGUUCGUCGAGGCUUGGAAUAGGAAAUAGGUGUAAGGGGUGGGGGCUGAAGUGAAGAGGGGACAUCUCGAUGGCAUGUGAGGUGGUGAAUUGACUGACUGACCGGUGCGACGGAGGCGGUUCGACCGAAAAUCUGCAUGGCUGAGGUGUUUUUGGGGUCUAUAUUACGGCUUUUGUGUUCUUAGAUAUAUCCCCACGAGCCAAGUAUGCUUCAUUGGCUGGCUGCGUGGCUUUAUGAUGCAGUCGGAGAUCUUAAAAAAAUUACUUUGGUUUUUUCCC
This is a messenger RNA of Diaporthe batatas, 1616 nucleotides long. RefSeq lists its product as uncharacterized. The coding region runs from base 360 to 1367 and encodes 335 amino acids. The transcript has 2 exons. Gene Ontology annotation, molecular function: acyltransferase activity. Lineage: Eukaryota; Fungi; Ascomycota; Sordariomycetes; Diaporthales; Diaporthaceae. The record is from RefSeq and is a predicted model, not a curated record.